UCAGUUUCGGGGGGCGGCCCCGAGAAGCGUUUCCGGGGGCGGGAGGUACUGGCUGAGGCGGUCGCGGAGGCGACAGCUUGAACGGGCCUGGUUCCGGCCGCGGAAAGUGUCCCGGGCCGGCUAUGUGAGCGCCAGCCCUUGGCAGAGGUCAGUGUGAUUUUCAUUGGAGCAAAACUGAGGAGUGGGUGCCUUUUUCUCAUUCAUUCAUACUGCUUUUUGAUGACCAGUGCAGCUUUGCAUUAGCACUGAACAAGAUUUGUGAUGAAAUGGAGCCUGGAACAAACUCUUUUCGAGUAGAAUUUCCUGAUUUUUCCAGCACCAUUUUGCAGAAACUGAACCAGCAGCGCCAGCAAGGACAAUUAUGUGAUGUCUCCAUUGUCGUGCAAGGCCACAUCUUCCGGGCACACAAAGCUGUUCUUGCCGCCAGUUCGCCCUACUUUUGUGACCAGGUGCUCCUGAAGAACAGCAGGAGGAUUGUUUUGCCUGAUGUGAUGAACCCAAGAGUAUUUGAGAACAUUCUCCUGUCUAGUUAUACGGGACGUCUCGUAAUGCCCGCUCCAGAAAUUGUUAGUUACUUAACAGCAGCGAGCUUCCUCCAGAUGUGGCAUGUGGUAGACAAAUGCACGGAGGUUUUAGAGGGAAACCCCACAGUCCUUUGUCAAAAGCUAAAUCACAGCAGCGACCACCAGUCUCCAAGCAGCAGUAGUUACAAUGGCCUGGUAGAGAGCUUUGAGUUGGGCACUGGGAGCCACGCCGACUUUCCCAAAUCCCAAGAACUGAGGGAUGGAGAGAAUGAAGAGGAGAGCACCAAAGACGAGCUGUCAUCUCAGCUCACUGAGCAUGAAUACCUCCCCAGCAACUCGUCCACAGAGCAUGACCGGCUGAGCACUGAAAUGACAAGCCAGGACGGGGAGGAAGGGGCCAGCGACAGUGCCGAGUUCCACUACACCCGGCCCCUGUACAGCAAGCCCAGCAUAAUGGCUCACAAACGCUGGAUCCACGUGAAGCCCGAGCGCUUUGAGCAGGCCUGCGAGGGCAUGGACGUGCACGCGCCCUAUGAUGAGCACCAGGUCACGGAGUCCAUCAAUACCAUGCAGACAGAGCACGCCGUCCAGCCUUCGGGAGUGGAGGAAGACUUCCACAUCGUGGAGAAAAAAGUGGAAGCAGAGUUUGAUGAACAGGCCGAUGAAAGCAAUUACGACGAGCAGGUGGAUUUCUAUGGCUCUUCCAUGGAGGAGUUUUCUGGAGAGAGGUCGGAGGGAAAUCUGGUUGGGCACAGACAGGAGGCUGCCCUGGCAGCAGGCUACAGCGAGAAUAUUGAAAUGGUAACAGGGAUUAAAGAAGAAGCUUCCCACUUAGGAUUCUCAGCCACCGACAAGCUGUACCCUUGUCAGUGUGGGAAAAGUUUCACGCACAAGAGUCAGAGAGAUCGACACAUGAGCAUGCACCUCGGUCUUCGGCCGUAUGGCUGUGGCGUCUGUGGGAAGAAGUUCAAGAUGAAGCACCACCUCGUGGGCCACAUGAAGAUUCACACAGGCAUCAAGCCGUAUGAGUGUAAUAUCUGUGCAAAGAGAUUCAUGUGGAGGGACAGUUUCCACAGGCAUGUGACUUCUUGUACCAAGUCUUAUGAAGCUGCAAAGGCUGAACAGAAUACGACUGAGGCUAACUAAAAAUAGUAUCCGGCCCUUGAGUGGCAGGCACAAAAAUAAACGAUGGUAAUUAUGCAAAUCUGGGCACAGAUGAUGUGUGCUACUUGCUAUUAUGAGAGAAGCUUAAAAAAAAUGGGAGAUAUUUCUGAAAGACCAGUUCUAAGUAGGCCAAUUAAAAAAUCUAAUUCCUCAGAUUUGUAUGUUCCAGCCCAGGCCUGCAGUAGGUAAAGGGGGUAAGUUAGCCCACCUCCCAGCUGACCAGGUACACCUUCAGGCCUGUUGUGAUGAGGCAGGUGGACUUGGCGAUAGAGAUUCCUGCCCUUGGAACUGGACUCUGGCCAGCCCACCAGUCCCGCUUCAGGUGGUAGCAGUGUCUGAUCACUCAUUAUUACAAGGUCAUGUUGGAAUUUUAUUUUGCUCUUACUAUAGAAACUUAGGUAAUGUGGAUUUGUUUUGGUAGCUGCUUUACUGAAUGACAUGCUACUUACAUAAAAGCUACAAAUAAUGUGAUGCCUAGGAUGCAAAACUGAUUAACAGAGCUCUCGUCUGGCUUUAUUCUUUCUAAAAGGCUAUUUCAACUAAAACUAGGGAAAUGUUAAGGAGGUGACAGGCUAAAGUAUGAAGGGAUUUAUGGUACAAGUUUCAGUUUCUGUAAGAUGCCACUGUUGCAGUGUGUUUCAGACUCUUGAUAAGGCCAAGUUUUGUGUUUCAGUGCUAACACUUAGUUUGAACAGUCGGAUCUAAUUGUAAUUCUCCCAUGUGCCCGAGAUGGGUAUUUCUCAUUGGUUUGCUGUCCCGAAUCCUCUCUGUUUGUUUAUAGCGUCCACACAGUGGGACCUGCUCUGUGGCUAGGAGAUGUCUAGCCUGCUGUGACUGACCACGGUACCAUUGGCCGCUGUAGCCACUUUGCUCUAUCUUAGAUUCCGGUGCUUCCCAAAGAGGUCAGUCAGUGACCGCGGUUAGUGGGAAGGAGCCAAAAGUCACGCCUAAGAAUUGCCUGUGAAUUGCAAGAGCUAGUAGAGUGCUACAGUGACACUCCAACCCGACCGUCAGAGUGAGGAGUUGCCGAGCAGAGAGUUUCGAGCGGCAGGUCGUAUUGGAGGGGGCAGAAACUGCACAAGGAAGGAGGAGUCUUGGAAAUACUUUGGUAGGGGAGAUGUUUAUUCUCCUGGAGGGCAUGCUGAGCUAAUACUGCCAGUUCUUUUAGGAGCUCUGGAAUGUGUUUUAAAAGGAGGGAAAGGAAGAGUCCUAAUUUUAGAAAGUAGUCUACAGACUCAUGCCCCCAAAUCACAGAUAAAGCUGCAUAAAUUUGCAAGUCCACAUAGGUAUACCUACUAAAAACAAUAAGGUGAGCAGCUAUUCUGAGACCUCUCCCGCCGACCAGCCAGGUGUUGCAGGGUAAGAGCAGCACCCGCUCAGGAUGCUUUUACGCCCUGGAGUACACCUGCAGCUGUCCCCGGGGCAGGCCGGGUGCUACUCUGUGUCAUCUUUUCCACAAACUUACUGGUCUGUUACUUCCAAGUGGAAACUUUUUUUCCUGAAAAUAAAAAUAACUUUUCUUGGAUUUGGAACGAAAUUUUGUUUCGAAAGUUUGGUUUUUCUCUAAUGUGAUAGACAUUGCUGGCAAUGGCCGCUGGUCCUUAAGCUCCUGCACCAGGUGUCGACUCGUUGAAUGUUGUCUGCAAGGGGAGAGGACUGUUUCCCGGUUAGCUCUUGUAAUCACGGAGGCGAAACAGGGAUCUACUCAUGAACACUGUAUCAUUCUCGAUAUAUAAAAAAAGCACUUUGUAUUUAAAAACUUUAUUAUAAAUAUAUAUAUAUAUAUAUAUAUAUAGACUUUUUAACUUAGAAACUAGAUAUUACCUCUUGGUUGUUUCCACAUUACUAGCCUCUUCUCUUAGUGUCGAAACUUUACCCGUCGACAGCCCCUGCUCCCCGUGCCGGACAGAGCGGCUGUGCAGUCGAGCCCACCGGCUCCUCCUCUCUUUCUCAUGUUGGAAGCCAGUGGGUUUCAGAUGUGGUCCUAGCCACUGAGUGUGAGGAGAAAGUCUUUUAUGUUACUCCUAAUGUCAGUGCUAAGGCAGUGAAGCCAUUUUGUUCUGCCAAAAACUGAUGACCCUCUUCCAUGGUAUCAGCAAACCGUUUUCUGCCCGUUUGGAAGGUGUGACACCCUGUUCCCCAUUACAGAUUCUAUUCAAGUGAGCAUGGAGACGUUUGAGAAGGGUCCCGGAGGUAAAAUUAAAAUAUUGUGGGGAAAUGUUGGUCCUCCAGUCAUGCCGCAGCCAGCCAGCGCCCUUGUUGCGACGAAGCGCUCCUGUUCGUCCCCGCGUGGGGUGCGGCCCCCGGGCGGCAGUUGCGGAGGCAGCCGGCUGUGCGGGACCGUCCGUCACGCGCCGUGAGAGCAGAUGUGUCUUUUGUGGAAACCCUCAUGUGCACAGCAUCUGCCGAAUGUAGGAGUUAAGGUCUGGAGUUCUUCACAUCUGCAGUUUUAAGUUUCUCAUGGUAGUUGGGGUUUCCAUGGAAAUUGGGGUUGUCCAUUGGGUCAGCCAGGCCUUGUGAGACGCUGGGCACCUGAACUGCGGGCCGCGGCAGAGACAUGGGGAAGGGGGUUGCCUUAGUCUGGAUGUUGAAAGUGGAUGUUUAUAAACUCUGCGUGUUCAGAGUAGGAGAUUAUACUGUAUUACUACCUUUUUUCCCUGCCUGCCCUGGGGCGGAUAGUCGGUCUCCUUCGCCUCAAUACAGCUUUAGAAAAUCUGUCCUUCCAAAGUUUGGAUGGUUGUGGGUGACACUUUUCAAACAGCCUUUCAGGGAUCCUGUCAGUGGCCUGCCACCAAGGUAUUCGUCCUCUACUUUGAGUCUUAACUGUGGUUUUUCUCUACUCCCAGUGGGAAAGGGCUUCGCGGCACCACCGAUGUUAAUAUUAGAACUUAUACAAUGCCUUUAAUCCUAGAUACAGACAUUACGUCAUCCACUUGGUACAGCAGGUACCACUGUCCGAGGAAGGGCCGCGACGGCCUUUCCCAGGUACUGAGGGUACCCUCAGGUGCUCCCAGCCCCGCCUGUUGAUUCUGAUUUCAAGUCUCGCCUUCCUCCAGUCUCUUCUUCUGGCCACACCUUUCAGAGAGCCUGCCAGAAGGCUCUCGUCUGUGCCAGAGGGCUUUUGCUGAACCGAGCUGACUUCUGACUGUGUGGGAAAGCUGCUGAGUCGCAGCGGCUCCUUCCUGCAGAGGCACGCGCCUCCCCAGGCCGCUGCUGCGGAGAGGGAGCCGAGGCUGAGCUGUGCUUUCCCCCACCCCGGGGUGGGGGCGCGGGUGGGGGUUUGCUACGGUCCUCUGGUCGCUGAGGCCGCCAGGACUCCGUCACACCAAAUCCAGGCGUUUGCUUUUGAAAGGUCUCUGAUAAUUUAGGAAUGCUGGAAACUGAGCAACAUAUUACCCUCCCCCACCCCCCAGCCCUCUCUGUGCCACACUUAAUUUUGUGAUUUAGGUUGCUUUCAUGGGUGACUAACUUUGUUCAGUGAAACCAGGGUUUGUUUGAGUUUUUUCUUUGCUACUUAAUAUAUUUAAAGGUACAUGUCUCUUAUUUUAGAUCUCUACUGAUAGUACUCUAUGGGAAGAUGCUGGAACACAUUUUGCAAAUGUGACUUUUUUUUUUUUUUUUAGUUUUGCUUGAAGCCUGUGUCACAAUGUCAGUUGCUGCUGCCUUCUUUCCUUUUAUGAGGUUCCCAAUGUUUCUUCCAGAAAAUUACUUUAUUUAUGCAAGUCAGGUGACGCUUAGAUCACAAAACCAUUUGAUGAUAAACAGAUUAUCACUAGGUGCAUAUCUUAUUGAUUUUGUGAAAUGUUAUGCCUGUGUUGCAAAAGUUGAAUAGUUUUGUCUUUAUAUAUUGCUGUCUUCAGUGUACAGCAUGGUUUUACUUAAUUGAAUGUUACUGUUUAAUAUUUUCUUCUUAUAGAAGAGACCAUGCCCUUUUGUAUGACAUGUUUUAAUAAAUGUUAUCUGUCAACUUUGUAAAA
Messenger RNA from Phyllostomus discolor (pale spear-nosed bat), 5665 nucleotides. It is a transcript of the gene ZBTB43, whose product is annotated as zinc finger and BTB domain containing 43. The record is from RefSeq and is a predicted model, not a curated record. The transcript is spliced from 3 exons. Bases 267 to 1670 code for a protein of 467 amino acids. Lineage: Eukaryota; Metazoa; Chordata; Mammalia; Chiroptera; Phyllostomidae. Gene Ontology annotation, biological process: regulation of transcription by RNA polymerase II. Gene Ontology annotation, molecular function: DNA-binding transcription factor activity, RNA polymerase II-specific; RNA polymerase II cis-regulatory region sequence-specific DNA binding; protein binding.